Messenger RNA from Mugil cephalus (flathead mullet), 7068 nucleotides. Its product is annotated as serine/threonine-protein kinase tousled-like 1-B. Gene Ontology annotation, biological process: chromosome segregation; intracellular signal transduction; peptidyl-serine phosphorylation. The transcript has 22 exons. The record is from RefSeq and is a predicted model, not a curated record. NCBI's taxonomy places the organism in Eukaryota, Metazoa, Chordata, Actinopteri, Mugiliformes, Mugilidae. Gene Ontology annotation, molecular function: protein serine/threonine kinase activity; ATP binding. Gene Ontology annotation, cellular component: nucleus. The coding region runs from base 583 to 2868 and encodes 761 amino acids.
CUGUAUAUUGUGUGUGUGUGCUGUACAUAUAUAUGAAGUGUGCAAAUAUCUGCGUGUCCGUUUUCCUUCCUUCUCCCAAAGCACGCAAGAACUUUCGGCCAUUUUUUCGGGGUGUUUGUUGUUUUCACCAAAACACGGAGCUGUUCUGAGGUCGACGCUGAGUGGAGGCUUCCGGUGAACCUUCGGCUACUUUGGAGGAGGGUAAAAUGAUCCCAGAUCAGUGUGUGUCUCGGUGUCAUGCCAUCCCCCAUCGCGCUGCUCAGUGCUCGCCAGCCUCGCGAUAGCCUCGCCUACCAGAAUCAAAGCUCCGCUCGCGAACUGGAUGCUGCGAGCGAGGAGGCGCGCGGUGCGGUCACCAUGCAAAGGUUACACUGGAUCCGCUUCAGCGAGUAUCUGAAGAAGCCGCUCCUCCGCAGGACCCGCACGGCUCACAAAAUGCGAGACGUCUAGCAACGCGAACGCGGACUACACAACGUUUACCGGCCCGUUUGCCUUCGCCAGGUGUGAAACGAUGGUCGCAAGUUUGGGAUUUCCGCGAACGGAUGUGUGUACGCUGGCUCCUCUCGGCGGCAAAGUGGCUUCAUGAGUGUCCAAAGUAACAGUGGAAGUGGUGGUGGAAGUUUGGAGGCGACGCCAUCUUGGUCGCAGCUCUCCUCGUCCCCAACGAUUUCUCAACAACAUAUAACGGCGACCGCAAAGACCAAGGAAGGCCCCAUGGACGAGCUGCACAGUCUGGACCCCAGGAGGCAGGAGCUGCUGGAGGCCAGGUUCACAGGGGCUGUCAGUGGCAACACGGGAGGCAGCACCGGGAGCACCAGCGGGGGAGCUAAGGGUCUGGCCAAUGAAUCCUCUAACCACAGCUAUGGAAGUCUGGGCUCAUCGAGUGAUAAGGAGUCAGAGAACUCUGAUUUGAAAAGAGGGAGCUCCCCUGCCUACUCAACCCCGGAGAAGAAGCACUCGGAGUCGUCCAGGGGGAGGAAAAGGAAAGCUGAUACCUACUCAGAGAGUAGUCAAGGGAAAACCUCUACACGUGGACCCAAGAUCAGCGACUACUUUGAUUUUCAGGGUGGAAAUGGCUCCAGUCCAGUCAGAGGCCUCCCGUCAGCUCGACGCUCUCCGCAGAACUCGCACUCUGCCCCAGGCUCAAUCAUCCGACAGAAUAGCUCCUCUCCCACCAGUCUGUGUUUUGGGGAACACAAUCCCAAAGCGUCCUCGAGCAAAUUUGUCCAGACGGAACUGACAGGCCUGAAACUUGCUGCCCUGGAGAGCAACAAGAGUCUGGACCUGGAAAAGAAAGAAGGACGAAUAGAUGACCUGCUCAGGGCUAAUUGUGACCUGCGGAGACAGAUUGACGAACAGCAAAAACUCCUGGAGAAAUACAAGGAGCGACUCAACAAGUGCAUCACAAUGAGCAAGAAACUGCUCAUAGAGAAGAGCACCCAAGAGAAGCAGUCCUGUCGGGAGAAGAGCAUGCAGGAUCGCCUUCGUCUCGGUCACUUUACAACUGUCAGACACGGAGCCUCGUACACGGAGCAGUGGACUGACGGAUAUGCAUUCCAGAACCUGAUCAAGCAACAGGAGGGCAUCAACCAGCAGAGGGAGGACAUAGAGCGACAGAGGAAGCUGCUGGCCAAGAGGAAGCCUCCGAACCCCGCGUCUCCCUCCCUCUCUGUGGCCUCCACGUCUGAACCCAAGCAACGCAAAACUAAGGUGGUCAACGGCAACGAUUCGGACCCCUUCCUGAAGCCCUCCUUGCCCCAGCUACUGACCCUUGCUGAGUACCAUGAGCAGGAAGAAAUUUUCAAGCUUCGCCUUGGACACCUGAAGAAGGAGGAGGCUGAGAUCCAAGCAGAGCUGGAGCGGUUGGAGCGUGUGAGGAACCUUCACAUCAGAGAACUGAAGAGGAUAAACAACGAGGACAGCUCGGCAUUUAAAGACCAUCCCACUCUGAACGAGAGGUACCUGCUGCUGCACUUGCUGGGCAGGGGCGGCUUCAGUGAAGUCUACAAGGCUUUUGACCUGUUUGAGCAGCGCUACGCAGCUGUUAAAAUCCACCAGCUCAACAAGAACUGGAGAGAGGAGAAGAAGGAGAACUACCACAAGCAUGCAUGCAGGGAGUACCGGAUACACAAGCAGCUGGACCAUCCCAGAAUAGUCAAACUAUACGACUAUUUCUCUCUGGAUACCGACACGUUCUGUACAGUGCUGGAGUUCUGUGAAGGGAAUGACCUGGACUUCUACCUGAAGCAAAACAAGCUGAUGUCAGAGAAAGAGGCCCGCUCCAUCGUCAUGCAGAUCGUCAGCGCCCUGCGUUACCUCAACGAAAUCAAACCCCCCAUCAUCCACUAUGACCUCAAACCUGGAAACAUCUUAUUGGUGGAUGGUACCGCAUGUGGAGAAAUCAAGAUUACGGACUUUGGCCUGUCGAAGAUAAUGGACGACGAUAACUAUGGUGUGGACGGGAUGGACCUGACAUCACAGGGAGCAGGCACCUACUGGUACCUCCCUCCAGAGUGUUUUGUGGUGGGGAAGGAGCCGCCUAAGAUCUCCAACAAGGUGGACGUGUGGUCCGUAGGAGUGAUCUUCUUCCAGUGCCUCUAUGGACGCAAACCGUUUGGUCACAAUCAGUCACAGCAGGACAUCCUGCAGGAAAACACCAUCCUCAAAGCCACAGAGGUCCAGUUCCCAGCGAAGCCGCAGGCCAGCACAGAGGCCAAGGCGUUUAUCCGGCGCUGCCUGGCCUACCGCAAAGAGGACCGCUUCGACGUUCACCAGCUGUGCUCGGACAGCUACCUCCUCCCUCACAUGAGACGCUCAAACUCCUCGGGCACCCUCCAGCCCUCGGCCUCAUCUCUCCCCGCCUACUGACUCGCGAGCCUGACGGGACCCACCGGCCGAUCUCGGGGCUGGAUUAUUAGAAUCGGAGGAUAAUAGACGUGGAUCUUUUUCCUUUUCUUUUUUCUUUUUUUUUUUUUUUUUUUUUUACCUGAGCUCGUCCCUCAAACGGAUGAAUAAGCAACGAAACGAAAACGUCUUAUGGAAACGAGAGAGAGAGCGCGGGAAGGGAGGACGCAGCCGCUGCGUUGUACAGAGUUGUGCCCUUGAACUCAAGCGUCUGAGAGACGGGACGGAAUACGAAAUGAGACUGAAAACUAGAGGUGGAAAGAGAGCGGGGCGGAGACGACGGAGGCUCGUUGUUGUUCGGAGCGAGGACAGAAAGUGAUGAAGCCAGUGGAUUCGUUUAUGGACUUAAAAACUCCUUAGGAGUCAUUACAGCAGUAUAGGACCUCCUAGACGCCCUGUCCAACACCACUUCACUAACAUGAACACAUAUAUAUGUCAUUAUACACCUCUGAGGUGGUUAAGAAUUAUGUCAACAUAAAGCUGCAGUAACAGUUUCAUUACUUAUGAGGGUGGAGGUUUAACAGAAGAGUGGUGCAGAGGAGGUAUGAGUGUUUGUAUAUCAAAUAUUGACUACCUGCCAUUAAUGUUAAUGAGGCACAAAAUGCUACUUAAGAUGCUCACUGAGCUGAUUCUUUCAGCCGCGCCUGCACGAAGCAGGGGCCGAUUUAAAAAGAGCUGGUGGAACCUUGACGGGACUACGUUCCAGAUUCAAUUUCUGGGGUCGAUUUUUGCACUUCCAAUCAAGUUCAUCUGGUCUCAGAUUUGGUGUGAAGUACCACAAUGUGGGCUAGCUCUCUCCUUAUCCACGGUCAAGUCCUCCGUUCAGAUUUUAGUUGUCGCCAAGCAAUUGUGGUCCGCAGAGAGUGGACCGCUGAUUCUGUCUUAAUCCAGUUUUUGUCGUUUCGAGGGCAGAGUGUCAGUACCAUGUCUUCGUAGAUGUGCCCGUCAGCCCGCCUGAAGAACCGGACUUUCAUCAGAGGCUGAGUCGGCUGUUACCGGGCGACAGUAGCCGUCGUCCGGGGGCACAGAAUUCAAUGUACAUUUCAUGUGCAGGAGACAUUACUCACUAGCAAAUAUAUAAUAAUGAGGCUUUUCCUUGCUUCUCAGUGUCUCGGUUUGCUCCGUUUAUUUGUGUUUUUCCUCCUAAAAAAGCUGUUCUCAGUUUGCUGCUAUAAAUGUUGCUUUUAGUUUGUAACGUGUGAAUGAUCUUCACCGCGCAUAUGUGCAUACUUGAACUGUGUUAAGAGGAAAUUUCCAGAGCCUCUUUUGCUGAAACAGACCACCCUGCUGUGCUGUUGGAGGGAAUGCCAUGCAUUCUCCUGCCACCGACAUCAAGUGUCUAUGUAUUUUUUUUUUUUGUUUGUUUUUGUUUUUUCGUUUUGUUUACGUCCAUGUAAAAGUCCGACAAACGUUAUGAGGAGCAAAGUCCCAGUGCACAGUGGCCACGACCUGUAGAAGUGUGUGUGUGUGUGCGCGCGCUCGCUCCGGAGCUGCAGCUCGACUCCGCUGCAGCCAGAAGUUAAGUGGAUAUAUAUCCAAAUGUUGUCAUCCUGUAAAUAAAACACUUACCUGUAUGUUGUUGUGACAUGUUAAGCCCUCUCAAACGCAGGCGUCCUCCCCGAAGCACUCCCCGAGAAACAGGCGCGUCCUGGGCUGAGAAGUCAGAUGAAAGACCGGCGGGAGCAGUUCACAGCAAGAUGUGGGCGUCACUGCUUUCGCUUGCUCCCACCUGCUUUAAAAAAACAAAAACAAAAAAAACAAAAACAGCAACUGUUGAUUUCCUUUUGUGCGAGUUGUUUGAUGAUGAAAAUACUCCAUGUAGUUUCAGUAACAUGACAGGUGCAUUAAAUUCUCACAGCUCGCUGUUCCCAAAUGAAAGCAAGUGAUGAAGUGCAAUGAAACGUAAAUUGUGUAUUUUUUUCUUUUUCUUUUGGUGUACUAUGGCACAAACCGAUCCCCUCCUGUCCAGUCCCCCCCCCCUCGCCCCUUCUACUUGACACAACAUCAGAAAAUAGGUGCUAGCAUCAAGUGCAUAUAUCACGAGACUGACGACAACCCUGUGUGGACAGAUGUAAGUACAGCCAUUAGUGAGGUACAUGUCGGCUCACAUCAGCGGUGGGGGUGCAACGCUAAGCCGUGUCAUUCACAUGCAAUAAAGAUUGCCUUUCAAGUAUUAAUUCCUGUAGUGUGACCCAUAUUUCCUGCGGAGGGUUAUGCAACCUUACUGGAAGCGUGGCAAGAUGGAGCGCAGAGGUGGAAGAUGACAGCCGCGUGCAAAUGAACACAAACGCAACGUCAACAUAAUACAGAUUCUUGUAUUUGCAGAUUUAGAGUAAGUUACCUGGUCUAAAUACAACUUUGAAGUGUUCCAUGUGUGGUGAUUUCAGAUUUCUCUUCGAUUUAGAAAGCGAAAGAGGUUGAAUUCAAAUGAAAACCUCGGUCCCAUCAUACGCCAGAUGAGCCGGUUGUCCCUCCAACAUCAAGAGGACGCACUAUCCCGUUCUUUGGCAGCUCCAGUGUUCGAAUGCGAGAUUUUCAUCUUAGAUUUUUCCUUCAGAAAUCUACACAGAGCAUCCCAGUGUCAUUUAUUUUAGUCAGUUGCUCCGUUGUAAGUUUGCACCACUUCAAAUUAUGUUUGAGGCUCACGCUGUGAUCACAGUCUCAAGAUGACACUAUUUUAGAGUAUGUGGUAGUUCGGCCUUUAUUUAUGCAUCAGGAGGAAGCCGCCACUGUGUCGUUAGAUGAGAAAUCAAACCACAUAAAUUAAGACCGCUGAUUUUUCCUUUACUACAGGGACACAUUUCCACGCUGCAGUGGCUACAUUUAAGAGAAAAGUGUUCACUUGUUGAAUAAAUGUGUAUUACUCUGACCAUGAUCACUCAUAUCUUAAAUACAUCCUUCAGGUUUUGUCCACUCUCACCUGUAUUUCACUGGAGUCUCGUGUUUAUUGACAUGAUUAUUUAGGAUCAUUAUCAGGACUGGAGAGGUAUUUUACCCCCAUCUGCUGCCAUGAGCUGAUGCAGGAUAUGACCCUCUUGGCUUCCCGUAGCAUCGUCUUAACUGCUUCCAUUUUACUCCCACGGCUGCUUUGUUCUUCAUCUUCCAAUUAGUUUUUAUUUGCGUGAAGCUGCACAGAGGGCGUAGAGGAGCCUUUAAGAUGAGCAACAAACUGCACAUUAAGACACAGAGAGAGACCAUGUAAAAUUCAUUUGGCUUUAUUGCUUGCACUGUGCAUACUGUAGAUGAUUUCAGAAGGUUCAGUAACAGUGACACCUUGUGGCUGUACUACAGCACUGCCAACCGAUGCCAUCGACUGAGGCUGAGCUGUGUAAUCAAUAACCUCGCGGCCAUGUUUCAGCCUAAACUCAGUCACCCAACACUCCGCUCAGUGGCUCGUGUGUCUCCUCUGGCAUGGCCCUCAGGCUGGUAUCGACUGUGUGGCUGAGAUGGUGUUUACUAUAGAGUUCCGGAUAUACAUGGAUACAUACAGGGAGACUAAUCAUUUCAAAACACAAAGCUGGUGCAAAAUAAUGCAGGUUCAUUCAUUGGGUGGAGACAUACAGCAAUUUCAACAAAAAUGAAUCAAAUAACCUACAGGUCAGGGGUCUAGUAACUAAUAUAAAGGUUAUAUUUUAGAGCUGGAUGAUAAGACAAAGUCUAAACCUCGAUGAAGUCAUAAUCAAGUUUAAAUUUUAAUAUUAAUCUCUGGAUUUCUUCUAACACCACAAGUUAUAUAACUGCUGCCCUCAUCUGAAUUAUGUAGGAUUCAGUAAAUUGUGUUUAUCGCCCAGCUCCAUUAACAUCCACUGGUUAUAAAAACAGAAUUGAAACGGAGCAUUUCCAGAUCAGAAAGGGGGAAAUCAUUUCUUUGCCUCACUGUAACCGCUGAAGUGCAAAGCAAACUACAAACGAAGAGUAGACCUCAUCCUCAUCAUACAGUAGCUCAGACAAGCUGCAGUGCUACCAUUUCCUCAGCCUAAUGACAAUGUGGCAACGCAGACACGAUGGUCAGACCGGUCCACCCCCGUCCCCCACUCUUCACAUCCCUCGUCCAUCCACACAAGCUUCCUGACCACUAACCGGAGUGUGCUGACCCAUGUGUCUGAACUGUAGCGUCUGUCUGCUUGUCCCUCUCGGCCAAAUAAAUAAAAAAAAAAAAAAAAA